UGGAUUAUCCGUCUGUCCCUCUCCCCCUUCAUUCAUCUCCCUCCACCCAUGAACUUUUUCUCAGAACGCCCACAACUUUCAUCAGUUCAUUCUGGGAAUCUAUCGACACCAUGACGGCUAUCCCCGGCCAAUUUGACGAUUGCGAGGACGCCGUCAGCGACCCCACCAAGGCCGUUGUUGACGGCCAAUCCAAGGCGUCGAUGAAAGUGGUACCGGUUGUCAGUGAACAAGCAGAAGAAGAAGUCAAAAUCGGUCUUUCCACAGAACAUAAUGAAGUGAGGGAUGAAGCUACCCAAGUUGUGGAUGCCAUUAAAAACUCCUUGAAUGCCGUGACAAGUCAAUUUGAAGAUGCCGCCAAUGCCGUGACAGACCAUGAAGAAUACAAUGACGAAGAUGAUGACAGUGAUUUUGAAGAUGAAGAUGACGCAUAUUACGGCUAUGACGACCAAGAUGGUCCCGCCAAUAAUAAUACUGCGACCACUACUACCACCAGUUCGGCUGCGGCAUUGUCGAAACGCAUGAAUCUCUCUCAUUCCGUCAAGAAUGCCGUGACCAAAAUGCAACACUUGGAAAACACCAAACGGACAUUGACCACGGACCGCAACGAUCGAGCUACCACGGAACAAUGUCUCGAUCCACGCACUCGUCUCAUUUUGUUCAAAUUGAUCAGUCGAGGAUUUCUAGAGCAAAUCGAUGGAUGUUUGAGUACGGGAAAAGAAGCCAAUGUCUACUAUGCCAAGGCGGGAAAGGCGGGAAUUAGUACCAUUGCCGAUGCCAGCAGCAGUAGUGGUGAUAAUAUUGCCGAAUUUGCCAUUAAAAUCUACAAGACGAGUAUUCUCGUCUUUAAGGAUCGAGACAAGUAUGUGGCAGGAGAACAUCGAUGGAGAAAGGGAUACUGCAAAUCCAAUCCCCGCAAAAUGGUCAAGGUUUGGGCCGAAAAGGAAAUGAGAAAUUAUCGUCGAAUCUAUGCCGCGGGCAUCCCCUGUCCGGCACCCAUUCUGUUGAAAUCGCAUGUCCUCAUUAUGGAAUUCCUGGGAAACAAUGGUUGGCCAUCACCACGUCUCAAGGAUACCAAUCUCAAAGAAAAACGACUGCGAGAAGCUUACGUACAAACCAUUUUUAUCAUGAGACACAUGUUCCAACGAUGCAAACUAGUGCAUGGGGAUCUCAGUGAAUACAAUCUGCUAUGGCACAAUUCCGAGAUUUAUGUCAUUGACGUUAGUCAGUCCGUAGAGAGUGAUCAUCCCUCCGCUCUAGACUUUUUGCGCAAAGAUGCUUCCAACGUCAAUGACUACUUUGCCAAAACGGGAGGACUCCAUGUCAUGACAACACGACAACUCUUCGAAUUCAUUAUUGCGCCCUUGGUACCAGCCGACAAAUUGACCGACCGGGAGGCGGUCGAUGCGUUCGAAAUGGCUCGUCUCGACGAAAUCAUGAAUGAGGUCGACCGGAAUGCCAAGCAACAAUCCAAGUCGUCGGAACAGGAGCGACGAGCCUACAAUCAGCAAGAAGCCGUGAAUGAAGCCGUCUUUAUGAGUAGCUUUUUGCCACGUAGUUUGAAUCAAGUUGCCGAUUAUGACGUUCACAAGCUCGAAAAGGGAGACGUGGAAGAUACCUAUGCCAAUGCCGUGGCAUCCUUGACCGGUAACCAAAACGUUGUGGAUGCCAUCACGGCCAAAAAGACACAGUCGCAGCAAGGUGAGGUAGUCAGUGUCGAGGAAGGGGGGAAGAGUGGAGCCGACAAUUCACACGUGCCAAAAGAAGAGGCAACCGCACUAACAGCUGAAGGGGAAGAGGAGGACGAAAGCGACGACGACAGCUACGACGAGUCCGACGACGACGACGACGAUGGCUCUGAGCGAUACCAAAAGGUUCCACGGACGGCGGAGGAACUGCAUGCCGAAAAAGAGGCCAAAAAGGAGGAGCGAAAAGCUAACAAAAAGGCGGUCAGGGAGGCUCAGAGCGAAAAGCGCCGCACCAAAAUCAAAAAGAAAGACAAGAAACGAGCUAUCAAAAAGGCCAAGGCUGGAAACCGAAAGAAUAAGUAG
Messenger RNA from Seminavis robusta, 2048 nucleotides. The record is from the annotation of a GenBank genome assembly. Lineage: Eukaryota; Bacillariophyta; Bacillariophyceae; Naviculales; Naviculaceae.